ACCAACUGCAUCAGAUAUUUUAUCAAAAUUAAAAAUAUGGUAUGGUAUAAUAAAAUAUGCUCCAAUAGAUAAAGAUGAAUUGGCAAUAUUAAAAGCAUUCCAGUCUGCAGAUACAAUAAUUCCAACAUUAUCAAUUGAAUUGCCAAUUUGCCCUAAAGAUAAACUUACAA
Molecule: messenger RNA, 170 nt
Organism: Racocetra persica
Lineage: Eukaryota; Fungi; Glomeromycota; Glomeromycetes; Diversisporales; Gigasporaceae
Source: the annotation of a GenBank genome assembly